Molecule: messenger RNA, 402 nt
Organism: Megalops cyprinoides (Indo-Pacific tarpon)
Lineage: Eukaryota; Metazoa; Chordata; Actinopteri; Elopiformes; Megalopidae
Product: somatostatin-1A-like
Exons: 2
Coding region: 43-387 (114 amino acids)
Biological process (GO): regulation of cell migration
Cellular component (GO): extracellular region
Molecular function (GO): hormone activity
Source: RefSeq, a predicted model, not a curated record
UUGACUCGAGCAGUUUUCCGCUCCCCUGAGACCGAAGUGAAGAUGCUCUCCCCGCGUAUCCAGUGCGCUUUUGUGCUCCUGUAUUUAGCUUUGGCUGUUAGCAGUUUAUCUGGGGCGCUACCAGACAUCAGACUCCACCAGUUGCUUCAAGGAUCGCCCAUCGCAUCAGCAGGCAAACAGGAUCUUGCCAGAUACACUCUCGGAGAGCUUUUGACGGAGUUCGCACGGUCAAACAACGAGGCGCUGGCGUCCGACGACAUCGUGCGCGGAAACGAGCAGGAGGAGCUGCGGAUGGAGGUGGAGCGUGACACGAGCGACUUGCUGGAUCCGCGCGCACGCAAAGCGGGGUGCAGGAAUUACUUCUGGAAGGGUCCGACGGCCUGCUGAUGUCGACAGAGCAAC